CCGCUCCGCGGCUCGCUGGCAACCAGCCCAGGGGAGGCGCGGAGGCUUGGGCGGGCUUCGGCGAGACCCGGCUUCAGAGGCGCUCGAUUGGGGUCUGGGUUGUGGGCGCGGGCGCCAUCAGAGUCAGGUUCGGGGCCAUGCAGCCGAGGGCUCCGAGCGCUGUGUGCCAGGCGGGUGGCGGGGAGGUCAUGGCGGAGCCCGCGGCGAGACACCUGUCGCUGCCCUCCGGGGUGUUGGAGUUGUGCGCGCUCCUAGGCGCCUCUCAGGACAGCCUACGCGGCUUGGAGCAGAUUGUCCAGAAACGAGGAGUGAAUAGCACCUCUUCCCUUGUCCCCGAAGUUCUGUCCGUUUUCGUACCUCCUUUCACCACAAAAGAGGACGGCCAGGUGACUGGGGCCAGCUGUACCCUCAGCAAAGCCAGGAGGCGUUCCUUCCGGAAGAAGCGAGAGAAGCCCAGGAUGGAAGCCUGGAAGAGCCACCCUGGAGACUCAAAGGGGCCUGAUUCUGAGGAUGUUACUAUCCCAGGCGGCGUGGACCUCCUCGCCCUGCCCCAGCUGUGCUUCCCAGGAGGUGUGUGUGUGGCUUCUGAACCAAAAGAGGAUUACGUCCAUUUCCUGGUGCUCACGGACGUCUGCGGGAACAGAACCUAUGGUGUGGUCGCCCAGUACUACCGACCCCUGCAUGAUGAAUAUUGUUUCUACAACGGCAAGACCCACUGGGAGCCCAGUGUGAGCUCGGCUGGACGCUUUGUGCCCUUUGCAGUGUGUGUGGUGUCCCGGUUCCCAUACUACAACUCCCUCAAGGACUGCCUCUCCUGUUUAUUGACUCAUCUGAAGCUCUGUAGAGACUUUGAAGUUGACAAUCACAUAAAAGAUUUUGCUGCAAGACUGUCGUUAAUUCCUAGUCCACCACCUGGCCCGCUCCACUUGAUAUUUAACAUGAAGCCGCUGCAGGUUGUGUUCCCCUCUCGAGCGGACCCCGAGAGCCCCGUCAUCGACUUGGACCUUCACCUGCCGCUGCUGUGCUUCCGGCCUGAGAAGGUGUUGCAGAUACUGACCUGCAUCUUGACGGAACAGCGCAUCGUGUUCUUCUCCUCAGACUGGGCCCUGCUGACGCUCAUUGCCGAGUGCUUCGUGGCCUAUCUGCACCCCCUGCAGUGGCAGCACACCUUUGUGCCCAUCCUGUCCGGCCAAAUGCUGGACUUCGUCAUGGCUCCCACCUCUUUCCUCAUGGGCUGCCAUCUCGACCACUUUGAAGAAGUCAGAAAGGAAGCUGAUGGUUUGGUCCUGAUAGACAUUGACCAUGGGACGGUCACCUGCUCCAAGUCCUCUGACAGUGACAUAGACAUCCCCGAUGUCCCCCUUCUGCUGGCACAGACCUUCAUUCAGAGAGUCCAGAGCCUCCAGCUGCACCCGGAUCUGCACCUUGCCCACCUGAGCUCCAGCACCGACCUGAAUGAGGGCCGCGCCCGCCGCCGAGCCUGGCAGCAGACGCUCAACUGCAAGAUUCAGCACAUUGCCCUCCAGCUGCUCGUUGGCAUCUUCAGGGAAGUGAAGAAUCACUUGAACUAUGAGCACCGAGUCUUCAACAGCGAAGAGUUUCUCAAGACUAGAGCGGCAGGGGACCAGCGGUUUUAUAAGCAGGCCUUGGAUACCUACAUGUUUCACUCCUUCCUGAAGGCCCGGCUCAACGGUAGGAUGGACGCCUUUGCUCGGAUGGACCUCGACACCCAGUCUGAGGAGGACAGGAUAGACGGGAUGCUUUUAAGUCCAAGGAGACCCACUGUGGAGAAGAUGGCCUCCAGGAAGGCCUCGCCCCUGCACCUCACGCACAGGCGCAUGGUCGUCAGCAUGCCCAAUCUGCAGGACAUCUCCCUACCCGAGCUGCCACCCAGGAACUCGUCGCUUAGGAUAAUGGACACCUCAAGCUGCAAAAGCAGCAGUCCAGUUCUCAAAGUGACCCCUAAGUUGACAUAUACAUUCAAGAUCCCCGAGAUCCACUUCCCGCUGGUGACCCAGUGUGUUCAGGCGUACUACACGGACCUCGUCACUCUCCUGAGCAAGGCCAUGAGCUUGCUGGGCCCUGGUGACUCUCUGCUCCUAGCGAGGUACUUCUACCUGCGUGGCCUUAUCCAUCUGAUGCAGGGUCAACUGCUGAGCGCCCUCUUGGAUUUCCAGAACCUGUAUAAGACUGACAUAGGCAUCUUCCCAGCUGACCUUGUUAAGAGCGUGGUGGCGUCCAUGUCAGCCUCCGAGCGCGCCCAGGCCGAGCGGACACCUGAGCUUAGGCGGCUCAUCACAGAGGUCCUGGAUAAGCCCGGCGAGGCCCCCAAGGCGGAUGAUGCCGUGAAGAACUUUGAACUGCCCAAAAAGCACAUGCAACUGAAUGACUUCGUGAAGCGGGUCCAGGAGUCAGGGAUCGUGAAGGACGCCGUCAUCAUCCACCGCCUGUUUGACGCACUGACUGUGGGACACGAGAAACAGAUUGACCCUGAAACCUUCAGAGAUUUCUACACGUGCUGGAAGGAGACAGAAGCAGAGGCACAGGAGGUCAGCCUGCCUGCACUGCUGAUGGAACAUCUGGAUAAGAACGAGUGCGUGUACAAGCUGUCGAGCUCCGUGAAGACCAACCGUGGCGUUGGCAAGAUUGCCAUGACCCAGAAACGCCUGUUCCUGCUCCCCGAGGGGCGGCCGGGCUAUGUGGAGAUCGCCACCUUCAGGAAUAUAGAGGAAGUCAAAAACACCACAGCAGCAUUUCUCCUCCUGAGGAUACCCACCUUAAAGAUCAAGACGGUAGCCAAGAAGGAAACCUUCGAGGCCAACCUCAAGUCUGAGUGUGACCUCUGGCACCUGAUGGUGAAGGAGAUGUGGGCUGGGAAGAAGCUGGCAGACGACCACAAGGACCCACAGUAUGUCCAGCAAGCACUGACCAAUGUCUUGCUUAUGGAUGCCGUGGUUGGCACGCUGCAGUCACCUGGUGCCAUUUACGCUGCCUCCAAGCUGGCCUACUUCGACAAGAUGAAGAAUGAAAUGCCCAUGGCAGUCCCAAAGACAACCGCGGAGACCCUAAAACACAAGAUUAACCCUUCGGCUGGAGAGACUGCUCCCCAAGCUGUUGAUGUCUUGCUGUAUACUCCAGGGCGCCUUGACCCUGCAGAGAAAGUUGAAGAUGCACACCCCAAGUUGUGGUGUGCACUGAGUGAAGGCAAAGUGGUCGUGUUUGAUGCUUCCUCCUGGACCAUUCAUCAGCACUGCUUUAAAGUGGGGGCCUCCAAAGUGAACUGUAUGGUGUUGGCAGAGCACAGCCAGGUGUGGGUCGGCUCUGAGGACUCCGUCAUCUACAUCAUCAACGUCCACAGCAUGUCCUGCAACAAACAGCUGACGGAUCACCGCGCUGCGGUCACCGGCUUGGCCGUGCAGAAUGGAAAGAAGCCCAGCGAGGUCUACUCCUGUAGUCUGGAUGGGACGGUCCUGGCGUGGAACGUUAGCACACUUCGAGUGACCAGCCGAUUCCAGCUGCCGUAUGGUGACCUCAUGUCCAUCAGCCUGCACAGUGACCGCCUGUGGUGCUGUACAGGCCGCAGCAUCAUGGUGGUGACGCCGCAGGGUUUCGUUCGUCGAGAGCUGAGGAUUGAUAACUCUAACGAGGCACUUGUCUCCUUCCUGGCUUUCCAGCUUCUGCCUGAGAAGGAGCAGCUGUGGGUGGCCUGCACGGGGGGCAGUGAGCUGUAUAUCUGGAGCCUGAAGGACCUGGGCCAGCCUCCUCAGAAGACCCACUUGCAAGACUGCACAGAGGUCAGCUGCAUGAUUCGUGUGAAGGGGCAGAUCUGGGUGGGUGGCAGGGGGCUGUCUCAGGGAAAAACCAGAGGGAAAAUCUACGUGAUGGACGUGGAGAAGAUGACGGUAGAAAAGGAGCUGGUGGCACACUUGGACAAUGUGAGGACCCUGUGCUCUGCCGAGGACCGCUACGUACUGAGCGGAGCAGGCCAGGAGGAGGGCAAGAUCGCCAUCUGGAAAGUUGAGUGAAAGCUAUGUGCUGAGCCGGUGUGCCCUGCAAGAGGACGCCCCCAUCACACAGUUUUGUCAGUGGCCAGGUGGGGCCUGUUGUCUGCUCCCAAAGGUCUUCUUCACCUUGGGUGUGCAGCUACAUCUUAAUGCUGAUAGCCUCCACUGUGAAGUUACCUCACGUUACCUAGAAACCUUCAGAAUCCACAACUUGGAGCCAGCUGCCAACUUAGCUGAAUCGCAUGCGACCUGGAGUCCUCGUGACUGGCCUCUCCUCUUCAUUGACUCUUCAUUUGUUUACUCUGCAAACACUUAGGCAAUGGCUGGUAUGUAACCAUCAGCCAAAGAGCCUUUCAGGUUUCCAUGGACUUCCUGCUUUCAGAGAGGCUUCUGAGCAUUUGAGGAUAAACUCUGACAGAACUGGCUGGCCCUGGCCAGGCUAUCCCACUUCAGGGAUGGUGACCAAGGCCUGCCUCAGAGAGGGGCCAGUACUGAUCAUGUCUGUCUGUGCAGAAACUGGGCAGCUGAGUGGCUCUGUCUUGGCAUUCAGGUUUUAAUGAUGAAGAAACCAACGAUUGCUGACAGGAAGUUCAUCCCAGAAGCACACACAUGAGUAACUGCCUCACUGGAUCAUGACUUGUCUGUACUUGGUGCUUCCCUCAUGUGUAUGCACGACACCUCUCUAUCGAGCUGGGGAGAGCUAUCGGCCGCAGGGACUUACACAUGUGUUUACCAUACAUCUCCAACUCCAUUCUGGAAGUGUUCUGUGAGGUGUUUUUCGGUGUGGAUGCCAGGCACAGGGAAGAUAGUGGAGACUUGUGCGCCAUGGUAGAGCCAGUCACUAAGGGGGUGCCAAUGGUCCAGGCCUGUCUCUCAGACCAGGCCAGCGACCCAGAGGUACUUGAACACAUGCAUGGGAAGAUGUGGGUCCAGGCUUGAAGGGUCUGUGCCACUGAUUGCUGGUUCCCUUGAGGUGUGGCUCCCUUGAACGCAGUGCAGAAGAUCUCAGAGCCUUACGCCUCCCUAGAGCCUGGGUGUUCCAGAUGUCCAGAAGGACAAUGCGGCCAGCAGCCAGGGGCACUGGCUCAAACUGUCUUUGUAAGAGUCAAUCAUAAAUACAUUCUAAGUUAUUUAAUGCCAGGCCAUGUAUGACCAGGUGUUUACAUAUAGCUUGUGGAUAAUAAACCC
Psammomys obesus (fat sand rat) is the source of this 5192-nucleotide messenger RNA. It is a transcript of the gene Dennd3, whose product is annotated as DENN domain containing 3. The record is from RefSeq and is a predicted model, not a curated record. The transcript has 23 exons. Gene Ontology annotation, molecular function: protein binding. Lineage: Eukaryota; Metazoa; Chordata; Mammalia; Rodentia; Muridae. Gene Ontology annotation, cellular component: cytoplasmic vesicle. The coding region runs from base 138 to 4025 and encodes 1295 amino acids. Gene Ontology annotation, biological process: regulation of Rab protein signal transduction.